AUGAGCAAGAGAAUGAGAGGCUCGCAUGCUCUCUUCCUUCGAACAUUCGAUCAUAAUCUUGGUUUUGCCCCACCAAAUGAUCCGAACGCCGACAUCAAGCACGUCCUCGAUGUAGGCACCGGGACGGGAAUUUGGGCCUUGGACUACGCCGAUGAGCAUCCAGCUGCUCAGGUCAUCGGUGUCGAUCUGUCACCAAUCCAACCCAGCUUUGUACCCCCGAAUUUGCGAUUCAUUAUUGACGACAUCGAAGAGGAGUGGCAGUACUCUAACCUUUUUGAUUACAUCCAUAGCCGAAUGAUGAAUUCCAGUGUGGCAGACUGGGCAGGCUAUGCUGCUAAGAUCUAUAACAAUCUAGCGCCCGGUGGCUACGCCGAACUACACGAGAUUGAUAUCUUUGUGGCAUCCGAUGACAACACGCUAACUAAAAGUCACAAUCUCUAUCGAUGGGCCGAGCUCCUCCAAGAAGCAUCUGACAAACUUGGUCGCCCAUACUUCAACCCAAGCGGCCUGAAAGAGGUCCUUGAGAAAGCAGGCUUUGAGGAUGUCCACGAGUCCAGGUUCAAAUGGCCUUCUAAUCAGUGGGCGAAGGAUCCCAAGCAUAAAGAGCUUGGAUUGUGGAAUAACGAGAAUGCGAAUUACUUCCUUGAAGGAGUAGCCAUCGCACCGCUUACCAGAGCUCUGGGGUGGUCAAGGGAAGAAGUUGCGAUCUUCAUUGCACAGGCAAGGAAAGAGGUCAACGAUACGAGGAUUCAUGCUUAUUGGCCUAUUAUCUCAGUCUACGGACGAAAGCCCAAGACAGCUUGA
This is a messenger RNA of Fusarium venenatum, 804 nucleotides long. The record is from RefSeq and is a predicted model, not a curated record. Lineage: Eukaryota; Fungi; Ascomycota; Sordariomycetes; Hypocreales; Nectriaceae.